Messenger RNA from Exophiala xenobiotica, 1653 nucleotides. RefSeq lists its product as uncharacterized. The transcript has 3 exons. Bases 311 to 1408 code for a protein of 365 amino acids. NCBI's taxonomy places the organism in Eukaryota, Fungi, Ascomycota, Eurotiomycetes, Chaetothyriales, Herpotrichiellaceae. Gene Ontology annotation, molecular function: molybdenum ion binding; catalytic activity; pyridoxal phosphate binding. The record is from RefSeq and is a predicted model, not a curated record.
GCCGAAUCUUCGAAUAUGGGAACGCCGUAUGCGCCAGGCAACAUAUCAUUUUCCCUUUGCCCUCUCCAAGCAUCGAGUCAGCAGUCUUUCCCUCCCGGACGUACAAUUUUCAAGCGCGCUCAUCCAAAUCACUUUCACUAGACCUCUUGAGCCUGUCUCGCACGUCUCCGCUCCUCCGUUUCGACAUAGAGAAAGUGUGAUAGAGGGAUCGUGUUAGGCCCAAGCAGAGCGAAUUACUUGUCGCCCAGGGACGACGAGUUCUUCAAGGUACAUACCAUCAGCGGCUACAGUGUUAUCGAAUCGCCGCGCCAUGGCAGACUCCGUAGGAAGCAAUAUGCGAGUCAAGCAGAUAUAUACCUACCCCAUAAAAUCCCUCCGGGGAAUUUCCCUCCCCAGCCUACCAGCGAUGUACACGGGCUUCCCGCACGAUCGACGCUUCAUGCUGUAUAAAGUGGACGAGCAGACGAACAUGCACGUCUCGCAUCAGACGGAGAUGUGUCUGUUCACCACCGCCUUCACCGACAACCAAGAUGGAGUGGUAGUCACGUAUACCUUGGGUCAUACUUUCGACAAGCCCGAACGUAAAGUCAGCGACGCCAAACUUGAAGUACCCUUGUCACCCGAGACCGAAGGGCUAGAGGAGGUCAGCAUAACCAUGCAUUCGUCCCCGUGCGUGGGGUUUGACAUGGGGAGUAAAUGUAAUGCUUGGUUCAGCGAGAGGUUUGGAUAUGAAGUCAAGCUCUUGUACAUAGGCAUGAACAGGAGGAAAGUGUUGGGCAAUAUGCCGCCUAGUGUCUCUGCACGGCAGAACGAGGGUCUCUCAGGGUCAGCGCAGACAAACGGUAGCUCGUGGUUUGGAAGUUUGGCCUCGACGGCCAGUUCUUUGGUCGGCACACUCACCGGCUCGAAAGAGUACGAAGGCGUCGACGAGGGCAUCUCUUUCGCCGACGUCGCGCCCUACCUGAUCGUGAACGAGAAAAGUUGGCAAAACACCCAGCGCCGCUUACCCGAGGGUGAGAUGGUGGAGAUAUCCAAGUUCCGGCCCAACAUCCUUGUCGAGGGCGCCGAGGCUGAAUGGGAGGAAGAUUUCUGGGCCGAGUUGCAGAUCGGCAGUGACGCGAAGAUCAUACUGACGCAGAACUGUUCGCGAUGCAAUAGUCUCAACGUGGACUACGCGACGGGCAAAGUCGGUGAGGGAGAGGCGGGAAAGAUCCUGAAGAAGCUGCAAAGUGAUAGACGUGUGGACAUGGGUGCGAAGUGGUCUCCUGUGUUUGGACGCUAUGGGUUUUUGGCCAGGGUGCCAGAAGGGAAGAGUGCGGCGGAGAUCAAGGUCGGUGAUGAGGUGAAGAUCGUGAAGAGGAACAGUGAAAGGACGAGGUUUGAAUGGCCGAAUCUGAGCACGAAUUGACACCGAGCAUAAAACGUGGACGAUGACUGUCGACAGUCAUGUUCUUCCCGACUGCAUCUCAUUCUCAUAACUGACGGCCUCCCAUGCUUAUACAGCAACGUUGGAAAGUCGCCAUCCGACAUCUCGAUGCAAUGCGAUGAUAAAAUCUGUCAACCAUAACCAUCCUUCACACUCGAUGCGAAUGAUUGCUUUAUCGCUGUUAUCCCCUAUAUCAAGCUCAAUGCAAUCCAAACCCUCAUGAACCA